AUGGCGACGAAUGUGACGGUGGAGAUCGAGGCGGAGGAAAUGGAUGAGGGUCUGAGUUUGAUGGAGGAUUUGAAGUCGGGAGGUUUGAAUAUCAGUAGGCACACGAAAAUGCCAGGAAGGGUCAAAAUAGUUGGUUUCAUCAAGAAAAGGUUUGAGAGCAUGCUAAUAGAAGGUCUCAACCACAGGCCAUUAAAAGAGCUGGCAGAUGAGGCAAUCAAGUUGAGGUUUAAUUGUGUACGACUCACGUAUGCAACUCAAAUGUUCACUCGUUAUGCAAAUAGGACAGUUGAGGAGAAUUUUGACCUUCUCGAUUUAGAGCAAGCAAAAGCCGGAUUGGCUCAAUAUAAUCCUUUUGUGUUGAACAAGACUAUUGCUGAAGCCUAUGAAGCUGUUGUUGAUGUGCUUGGAGAGAGUGGUUUAAUGGUGAUUGCCGACAACCAUAUGAGUCAGCCAAGAUGGUGUUGCUCCCUUGACGAUGGCAAUGGAUUUUUUGGAGACCGCUAUUUUGACCCUCAAGAAUGGCUACAAGGUCUUAGCUUAGUUGCUCAACGCUUUUCCAAGAAACCAACGGUGGUUGGAAUGAGCCUACGAAACGAGAUACGAGGAACCAAUGAAAAUGCAAAUGAUUGGAAAAAUUAUGUUACUCAAGGAGUAACAACAAUCCACAACAUUAACCCAAAUGUUUUAGUGAUUGUUUCGGGCCUAAAUUUUGAUAAUGAUCUUUGAUGCUUAAAAGAGAAGCCCUUGAAUGCAAGCGCCUUAGACAACAAGUUGGUUUUUGAGGUGCACUUGUAUUCGUUCAGUGGAGAUGCAGAGAGUAAAUUUAUAAACCAGCCACUAAAUAAUAUUUGUGCAGAUAUUAUCAAUGGCUUUGUAGACCAUGCUGAAUUUGUUAGAGAAGGACCAAACCCAUUUCCUUUGUUUGUCAGCGAAUAUGGGUACGAUCAGAGAGAGGUUAACGAUGCAGAAAAUCGGUUCAUGAGUUGCUUCACAGCUCAUCUUGCACAAGAAGAUUUAGAUUGGGCAUUAUGGACUUGGCAAGGUAGCUAUUAUUAUAG
Messenger RNA from Cucurbita maxima (winter squash), 1058 nucleotides. RefSeq names its product endoglucanase-like. The coding region runs from base 1 to 726 and encodes 241 amino acids. The record is from RefSeq and is a predicted model, not a curated record. Gene Ontology annotation, molecular function: hydrolase activity, hydrolyzing O-glycosyl compounds. Lineage: Eukaryota; Viridiplantae; Streptophyta; Magnoliopsida; Cucurbitales; Cucurbitaceae. The transcript has 3 exons.